AUGCCGCCUCUGGAGAGGGUCCUGGAUGCCGGCCCCCAGAAGGCUGGUGUCAGGCCUCAGAAAUCCACGGCCCCGGGCGCCCUGGAGCCGCCGGCCUCGGUCGCGGAGGCCGUGUCAUCCCUGACCAUCGCCGACGCCUUCGUCGCGGCCGGCGAGAACCCCGCCCCGCCGCCCUCCGCGCUCAAUAGGAGGUUCAUCUGCUCCUUUCCUGACUGCAGCGCCAAUUACAACAAGGCCUGGAAGCUAGACGCGCACCUGUGCAAGCACACCGGGGAGAGACCGUUCGUUUGUGACCAUGAAGGGUGUGGCAAAGCCUUUGUCAGGGACUACCAUCUGAGCCGCCACAUCCUGAUUCACACUGGGGAAAAGCUGUUUGUUUGUACAGCUAGUGGUUGUGAUCAAAAAUUCAACACAAAAUCAAACUUGAAGAAACAUUUUGAACGCAAGCAUGAAAAUCAGCAAAAACAAUAUGUAUGCACUUUUGAAGGUUGUAAGAAGGCCUUUAAGAAACACCAGCAGCUGAGAAUCCAUCAGUGCCAGCACACCAAUGAGCCGCUGUUCAAGUGUGCCCAUGAAGGAUGUGGGAAACAUUUCACCUCACCCAGCAGGCUGAAGCGACACAGCAAGGUCCACAAGGGCUAUAUGUGUCAAAAAGAAUGUUCCUUUGUGGCAAAAACAUGGACAGAGCUUCUAAAACAUGUGAGAGAAACCCAUAAAGAGGACAUAAAAUGUGAAGUAUGCCAGAAAACAUUUAAGCGCAAGGAUUACCUUAAGCAGCAUAUGAAAACUCACGCCCCAGAAAGGGAUGUAUGCCGGUGUCCAAGAGAAGGCUGUGAUAGAACCUACACAACCGUGUUUAAUCUCCAGAGCCACAUUCUCUCUUUUCACGAGGAAAGGCGCCCAUUUACCUGUGAACAUCCUGGCUGUGGCAAAACAUUUGCAAUGAAACAAAGUCUCACUAGGCAUGCCAUUGUGCAUGACCCUGACAAGAAGAAAAUGAAGCUCAAAGUAAAACCAUCUCGUGAAAAACGGAGUUUGGCCUCUCGUCUCAGUGGCUAUAUUCCUCCUAAAAGGAAGCAAGGACAAGGCUUAUCUGCGCCUGAAACCGGACAGACACCGAACUGUACCGAAGACAAGGUGCUCUCGACUGUUGCGCUCCUUGCCCUCAACCAACCCUCCCACUUUGUCUAAACGAGACCACAGCAUUCAGCUCAAUUAUUUCCGCUAAGAAGCACACUUUUCUUUAUUAAAAUCACUGAUGCAC
This is a messenger RNA of Odobenus rosmarus divergens (Pacific walrus), 1264 nucleotides long. It is a transcript of the gene GTF3A, whose product is annotated as general transcription factor IIIA. Gene Ontology annotation, cellular component: nucleus. The coding region runs from base 1 to 1191 and encodes 396 amino acids. The transcript is spliced from 10 exons. The record is from RefSeq and is a predicted model, not a curated record. Lineage: Eukaryota; Metazoa; Chordata; Mammalia; Carnivora; Odobenidae.